This is a messenger RNA of Cydia amplana, 888 nucleotides long. RefSeq names its product cytosolic Fe-S cluster assembly factor Nubp2 homolog (gene Nubp2). Gene Ontology annotation, biological process: iron-sulfur cluster assembly. Gene Ontology annotation, cellular component: cytosol. Gene Ontology annotation, molecular function: ATP-dependent FeS chaperone activity; 4 iron, 4 sulfur cluster binding; ATP binding. The record is from RefSeq and is a predicted model, not a curated record. The transcript is spliced from 4 exons. Bases 101 to 883 code for a protein of 260 amino acids. NCBI's taxonomy places the organism in Eukaryota, Metazoa, Arthropoda, Insecta, Lepidoptera, Tortricidae.
CCACGCUUGUAGUUAUUAAACUGUCAAAAAACGUCUCAUCGUCGUGUUGUUAUCGUUUUGCUACAACUUUACGAUUUAUAUUUAUUUUAUACUUUUCAAUAUGUUAGACGACGUGAAACGUGUUAUAUUGGUAUUGUCGGGAAAAGGCGGUGUGGGAAAAUCUACUGUAAGCACUCAGUUAGCCUUAACAUUGAAGGAAAGAGGUUAUAAGGUUGGACUUCUAGACGUCGACUUAUGCGGCCCCAGUGUGCCUUAUCUACUGAAUCUUGAGAACCAAAACGUCCACCAAGGCCCGCAGGGAUGGGUCCCCGUGUACACAGAUCCAGAGCAGAGGCUCGGGGUCAUGUCAAUAGGCUUUCUGUUAAGUUCUCGCAACGACGCGGUGGUGUGGAGAGGGCCUAAGAAAACCUCCAUGAUUAAGCAGUUUUUGGAGGAUGUGCAGUGGCAAGAGCUUGAUUAUCUUGUUAUCGAUACUCCACCAGGCACCUCAGACGAGCACAUAACAGUGAUGGAGAACUUGCGGCAAGUGCCCCAGUGUUCCGCCAUAUUGGUGACCACUCCACAGCAAGUCGCCAUUGAGGAUGUGCGGAAAGAAAUCACCUUCUGCAGAAAAACUGGCAUUCCCAUUAUGGGUAUCAUUGAGAAUAUGAGUGGCUAUGAAUGUCCAAACUGCAGCGAAUGCACAAACAUAUUCUCCAGCGGAGGUGGGAAGUCCCUAGCCGAGUAUGCCAAGAUCCCAUUCCUCGGGAGUGUACCCAUCGACCCACGAGUGGGCAAGCUAGCCGGGCAGGGACUAGCUGCGGUCACGGAUCUGCCAGAUUCUACUACUAGUAAAGUGUUUGAUGAGCUGGUGAGGACGCUAGCACAGAGUGAUAGAGUAUAGACAUG